Molecule: messenger RNA, 1295 nt
Organism: Solanum stenotomum
Lineage: Eukaryota; Viridiplantae; Streptophyta; Magnoliopsida; Solanales; Solanaceae
Product: CBBY-like protein
Exons: 11
Coding region: 23-1129 (368 amino acids)
Molecular function (GO): hydrolase activity
Source: RefSeq, a predicted model, not a curated record
UUAAUUUUAUUAGAAAACAACAAUGGCUAUAGAAAGAGCUUCAUGUCCCGUUCUCAACACUUUGCGUUUCUGCACCAACAAUUCUUCCAAACUGUACAACUUCCGAAAAAAACACCUUCGAUUCCCCUCUUUCUUCCCCAGAAACUUCAGUUCUAGUAGUGGCAAGUUGUACACUCAUGGAUUAUUUGUCAAUUCGUCAAGUUCAUUCUCCAACAGUACCCAGGAAACUCCGUCUCAGCAACUCGCUCUUCUUCUCGAAGUUGAAGGGGUAUUAAUGGAUGUGGACCGAUUGGGCAACCGCCAAGCCUUCAAUGCAGCUUUCCGGAAGCUUGGAUUGGACUGUGCAAAUUGGAGCCAACCAGUUUAUCAGGAUCUUGUAAAGAAGAGCAUGGGUGAUGAAGAAAGGAUGUUGGUCUUGUUUUUUAAUAGAAUUGGUUGGCCCACAUCACUGCCCACGAGUGAGAAGGAGACAUUUAUGAAAACUGUUCUGCGAGAGAAGAGAAUUGCAUUGGAUGAACUUGUCAUGUCAAAAACCUUACCUUUAAGACCUGGUGUUGAAGAAUUUAUUGAUGAAGCAUGUGAAGAAGGUGUACCAGUAGUGAUGCUGACAGCCUACUGUAAAAGUGGGGAGAAACAAGUCAGAUCUAUCAUUGAGAAGCUUGGAAAGGAUAAAAUGGCAAAGAUAAAAAUAAUUGGAAUUGAGGAGGUAAAACGAAGUUCCUAUGGCCAACUUGUAUUAGGCGAAGGGGUGGCAUCUGACCUAGGUGAGCAACUGGCUAAAGAAGCAAGAAAAGCAGUUUCCGCUGAGGAGCAAAGAAUUGCUAAGGAGGUUGCUUCCAUACUAAAGUUGACUGUCGACAUUGAUACUACUUCAAGUGAAGGAUUGCAGAAUGUUGUGGCUGCUCUGAGGGCUGGGGCAGAAUAUGCCGAUGUACCUGUGCACAAUUGUGUGCUUGUUUCCGGAAGUCUAUCUGGUGUUGCUGGAGCAGAGCGAAUUGGCAUGCCUUGCGUUGUGGUCCGGAGCAGUUCAACGGCCAGAGCUGAGUUUCCCGGAGCUAAAGCAAUAAUGGAUGGAUUUGGUGGUGCAGAUCUAACAAUUUCUAGGCUGCGGCAAAUACAGGGAUCGUGAUGUUCCAUUCAAAAGCCAAAUCCUGUAAAAUUUCCAAACUUAAAAGCGAGUGUAAUUGCGCUUCUGUAAAAUUAUUUACUAUGAAAUAUGUAGGCAUAAGUUAAAAUGCAGUACCAUCUUAGAGACAUCGACCAUUUAUGGAAUUACGUCUCAAUUUUGGGCUUCA